Messenger RNA from Didymodactylos carnosus, 696 nucleotides. The record is from the annotation of a GenBank genome assembly. Lineage: Eukaryota; Metazoa; Rotifera; Eurotatoria; Philodinida; Philodinidae.
AUGGCUAAACCCCCUAGCGGUGACGCAUUGUCCUAUCUUAACAAUCUUGAUUCAUUGAUAGCUAAACAAGUUGUCAGUUUUACUCAAAUGUUAACUGGUUUUGAAUCUCAGGUCAAGUUCGGAGUAUUCAACACUCAUGGAGAACAAGUGUUUUUUGUAUGGGAAGAAUCAGACGCAUGCGAACGUAUAUGUUGUGGGGCAAAACGUGGAUUUGUUUUGCAUGUUGUUGAUCAAGCAAAUACGGAAAUUAUUAGAAUUCGUCGAGAAUUUAGAAUUUGUGCAGGCAACUCUUGGUUCUCGUGUUGUGACGCUUGCGUCCAUGAAAUUUUUGUGGAAUCUCCACCGGGAGUGGUUUUUGUCGAUUUCAGCUGUAGUUUUUGGCGACCUCAUUUUGAAUUAAAAGAUAUGAGCAAUAAUAAAAUUUUGAGCAUUGUUGGACCAUGCUGUGUUUGUGAUGGUCCUUAUUGUUGUUGUUGUGAAAAUAAAUUUACAUUAUUUGGUACAGAUGACACUACCGAAGUUGGAGCAAUUCAUAAAAAAUAUGCAGGAUUUCUCAAUGAAGCGUUUACUGGUGCUGAAAUAUUUUCUAUUCAAUUUCCACUAAAUAUGGAUGCAAAAAUGAAGGCUGUUGCAAUUGGAGCACUUUUUCUUAUUGACUUUAUGUAUUAUGUUCAUGUUCCUCAACGGGGUUAUUAG